AUUUGGCAUUCUGUUUUCCAUGCAGAGCAUAUAUAGGAAAUGAGGUAAAUAGUAGUCGGACUGAAGAAACAUUUUCAAAAAAUGGGUUUAAAGGCUGGUAUAGAGCAAAUAAAAGUUUUUUAAAUCAUAAACUCUCCAAAUCUCAUCUUAAUUCUACUAUAGCUUUAUCUGCAUUUUUAAACUCAAAACCAAUUGAUCAAAGCCUUGAUGAAAGCAGAAUUGUUUUAAAUAAGAAACGGGAAGAAGAACGCUUGAAACAUAGAAAAAUUAUCGCACGUUUAAUAGAUAUUUCUAUAUGUUUGGCUAAAGGUGGAAUGGCAUUCCGUGGACAUGAUGAAAGUCACAAAAGUUAUCAGCAAGGAAAUUUUAAAGAAUUAGUAAAUCUUUUAGCAAAGUAUGAUACUACUUUAAAAAAUCAUUUAGUAAUGGGACCUAAAAAUGCACAGUAUGUCAGUAAUCAUAUUCAAAAUGAUCUUAUUUUUGUAUUACAUAACGUUGUGUUCAAACAAAUAWAAUCUAGUAUAAAUGAUUGCAAAAUAUCAAUUAUAGCAAACGAAACAUCUGAUGUAGGACACCAUGAGCAGUUAUCUAUAGUCAUAAGACAUUUUGAUAAACAAACAAAUAGACCAAUAGAAACUUUUGUUGCACUUAGGCGAAUGAAAUCAGUUGAUGCUCAAUCUAUAUUUGAUGCAAUAACAAGUGUAUUACUUCAAUUAUCAAAAAACUGGACAUCUGUAAUAUCAGUCUGUUUUGAUGGUGCAAGUACCAUGUCUGGUKGCAAAGUGCAAAGUUGA
Diuraphis noxia (Russian wheat aphid) is the source of this 794-nucleotide messenger RNA. Its product is annotated as zinc finger MYM-type protein 1-like. The record is from RefSeq and is a predicted model, not a curated record. NCBI's taxonomy places the organism in Eukaryota, Metazoa, Arthropoda, Insecta, Hemiptera, Aphididae.